Molecule: messenger RNA, 1776 nt
Organism: Scleropages formosus (Asian bonytongue)
Lineage: Eukaryota; Metazoa; Chordata; Actinopteri; Osteoglossiformes; Osteoglossidae
Gene: mtfmt
Product: mitochondrial methionyl-tRNA formyltransferase
Exons: 9
Coding region: 308-1528 (406 amino acids)
Biological process (GO): conversion of methionyl-tRNA to N-formyl-methionyl-tRNA; biosynthetic process
Cellular component (GO): mitochondrion
Molecular function (GO): methionyl-tRNA formyltransferase activity
Source: RefSeq, a predicted model, not a curated record
AUGGUUAUAUAUAUAUCCGGGGAAACAUGGUGGCACCCCGUGGAGGGUUUCCGGUUGGUUAGACGUUCGUUUUGAUAACAGUCGUGUGCAUGGAAAUCGUUUGCAGAAGGAUUUGAGUAUUACGAAAAGUCUCAAGAAGACGUUCCUACUGAAAAAACCGAGACAAAUGAACACAUCGUUAAGUAAUUAACCGACCUACAUGCGGCUAUAAUUAUUUAACCUUAACUUAAGUCUUAAGCAUAUUAUCCAGAGUAAGCCAGGCGAGCUGAAGCCAGCUCAGCUGUUCCUCCUGCGCUACUUUCUAGGAAUGUGGAAUAUGGUGAGAUGUGCCAGGGCAAAAGGGUUUAUGAGCAGAGCCAGAAGGUUCACUGGGGGCGACUGUGCGCUGAGCAGGGGUUCUCUCCUUCCUCUCUGGGUGAGGAGGAGGGUUUUCUCAGUCCACAGAGAACACAGCUCAGCUUGUGUCUCACAGUCACACACACACGUGCGAACAAGACCUCCCUGGAGGAUACUGUUUUUUGGCACUGAUCACUUUGCCGAAGAAUCCCUGAAAUGUCUUUAUUCCUCAAGACAGGAGUCUGGUGAAAAAGUUGUGGAUUUACUUGAAGUUGUCACCUUACCAAAGGACCUUCCUGUCAGAAGGUUCGCCCUCCAGAACAGCCUUUAUGUUCACGACUGGCCAAAUGUAAAUGCUCAUAACCGCUUUGAUGUGGGCGUUGUGGUGUCCUUUGGCUGCUUGCUUAAGGAGGAUCUUAUCCGCCACUUUCCAUACGGAAUCCUCAAUGUCCACCCAAGCCUCUUGCCUAGGUGGCGAGGCCCUGCUCCCAUCUUCCACACUGUGCUCAACGGGGACGCUGUUUCCGGAGUGACCAUCAUGCAGAUCAAACCCAGGAGGUUUGAUGUUGGUCCUAUUCUUAACCAGUGUGUGUACCAGAUUCCGGAGAACUCGACAGCUGAUCAACUUGGAGAGACUUUAGCCACUAUGGGAGCUCAGCUGUUAAUUAAGACUCUGAAGACUUUACCAGAAAGCAUAGCAAACAGAAGAGAACAAUCAAAAUGUGGUGCAACCUUAGCACCCAAAAUUAACACCUCCAUGAGUUGGGUACAGUGGGAGGAGCAGACAUGUGACGAAAUUGGACGUCUUUUUCGUGCCAUUGGAUCACGGAUCCCACUGCGAACCAUCUGGAUGGGGGAAACCAUUAAACUUUUGGACUUUGCAGGAAAGUUCAGCGUAACCCUUUCAGAUCAAAAGAAAAGACCAACACCAGGCUCCAUAUAUUACCAGAAGGAGUCAGAUACUCUGCUUGUCUGUUGCAAGGAUGGGUGGGUGGGAUUCAGAGCCAUCAUGCUUAAGAAAAGCAUAUCUGCUGCAGACUUCUACAAUGGCUAUCUUCACCAGUUCUUUCUGAAGAAGUUCUCUCAGCAGCACAAGGAGUGUCUCUUUCAGAGUAACAAACUGAAAUCUGAAGAUAGUGCCGCUAGGCAGAAGAAUUCACAAAUUGCAAAAAUGUACUCAGACACUCAAUGAAAGUGAAAUCUUUAAGUGGUUACGGUGUAUUUAUAAGAAUGUAUGGCUUGUCUGUUUUAAGGCACAUAGCAUUUCAGAACUGUGUUUCUGACCAGAAUGUAGUAUGACACGUGUAACUGUACAUCUCAGAUUUUAUUAAAAACAUGUCCAACAAAAUGUCAGAUGCUAUAUUAUAUUUUUACAGAAAAGAGUAUCCAUUUCUGAUGAACCAUUUUGAUUGAUUUCACUUUAGUCUCCCUUUACUAAAU